AUGGACAACGGGGCGGAAAAUGGGAGAGCGCUCAAGAAGCGCUUCGAGAAAGCUAUCACGACAUUCACCAAGAUCGCCCAGGCUCAGACGCCCCAAGAGAACUUGACGCGCGCCCUGGUGCUGGCCGACGAUCUCGAUGAGCAUGCUCGCAACGCGACAUCGAGUCUGUCGCGGAGGUGGCAGAAUCUCUGCAGGGGACAAGUAUUGGCCGCCGACUCUGACCAGACUAGCCAGAGCCCACCUGCAGUCGAGGAUCUGGAUGAUGUCGCACGCCGAGUCAUGCAAGCAUGGCGUAAAUUCGCUCGCUCUUUGCCCAAGGAGCAGUCUGCUGAGCUUGAGAACAAGCCACCCGACUUGCGAUUCCUCCAGCAAGCUGUCCAAGACGCGAACGCAUCUUUCGAGACGAAACGCGAAGGAACCGGCAUUAAGCAAGGCUUCCAGAGAGUCUGCAAUGCUUUCGGUAACUAUCAACACCUGGCGGGCAUCCUCCCGGAUGGAGAUAUGUAUCUCUGCCUCAUUUCGGGCGGCUUCGGAGCCAUGAUCAAGGCCAGCGUCAACCAUGCGAACAUCGCAGAGUCCGUGUCGAAAGCCCUGGUCGAAAUAUCCGAGGACAUGUCGUUCUGCGGCCGACUGAUCAUUCAACAUCCCGUCAACGAGACCAUGCGAUCGUACAUCCGACAAUUGUAUGCGCUGAUCUUCGAAUGCUUCACCGAUAUAUUCACAGAGUGGCAUCGAUCUAGUUGGAGCAGAAUCCGACACUCUUUCAAUCCGGAUGCCUUAGCUAGGAUCGUGGAUCGCCCUUGUCGAGACAUGAGAGUUCGACUCGAAUGGCUGCAGCGAGAAGCACAACUCGAAAACACCAGCGAAAUGAGGCAGACAUACCAGUCUGUGAUCGAUCUGCAUCAGACUCACAUUGCUAUGGCCGGCGAAGUGUCACGGCUGACCACUUUCAACGAGAAUAUGGAGCGACACUUCUUCAGUAUGUCUCAACAGCAAAUCGCGCUCGUCCGGACCGGUAAACAAAUGCAGCAGACCCUGCGGGCGGGUUUUCUUCGCAUCGAGUCUGACCGGCUGCACAUUACCGAGCUUGAAGGCUCCUCGCGUGAGAGCUCGGGAAGCAGAGAGUUCCCUGCCAUCCCGGCCGAAGUUGAAAUGAGAUACAGUAAGGCCGAUCUCCAGCAGGCGAUCCGCGUCUACUCCGAGCCGCUCGCGACGGUGGACUACCAGAAAGCCUCGAGCUUUGUAUGGAUUGAAGGACCUGCAGAUGUCGAAGAACCGUCCGUCAACACCCUGACGAGUGUAUCGUUGGUCGGGAUCGCCCAGAAGAGUGCUAUUCCGUACGUCGCAUACUUCGCCGAACCAGUCAAGGCGCCAGAUGAGGUCGAAAGGGCCAAGCGUGCCUCGAAGACUGUCGCGGCGCUGGUCACAACUUUGAUCUGGCAGAUCGUGAAUGCUCUACCGGAGGAUAUCGAAGUCGGUGGAAAUUUCUCCCAGAAACGAUUCGCGUGCUUGGCCGGCCAUAAUAACGUUGCUGCGGUGAAGCUUCUCGGAGAGUUGCUACAGGUAUUCCCUCUGCCACUGAUUUGUGUCUUGGAUGGAUUGCAGCACUUAGAUCGUGGUAAAGAAGCAACGAGGGCGCUGCGGAAGUUGGUGGAAGUAUUGUGCACAGCUAGAUCAGCUGAUGGCGUCGUCAGGAGGGUUUGCUGCACCACCAAUGGCUUCUCGAGUGUAUUGGGUCGUCAAGAGAGACCGCUCAACCGCGUCACCUACGAUGUUGAGCGCCAUGCUGGCGACACGGGUCUGGAAGUGCUCAGCGUAGCCAUUUAG
Molecule: messenger RNA, 1827 nt
Organism: Cyphellophora attinorum
Lineage: Eukaryota; Fungi; Ascomycota; Eurotiomycetes; Chaetothyriales; Cyphellophoraceae
Exons: 3
Coding region: 1-1827 (608 amino acids)
Source: RefSeq, a predicted model, not a curated record